Molecule: messenger RNA, 714 nt
Organism: Penicillium egyptiacum
Lineage: Eukaryota; Fungi; Ascomycota; Eurotiomycetes; Eurotiales; Aspergillaceae
Source: the annotation of a GenBank genome assembly
AUGUCAUCCACGAUCAAACCCAUUCAGCUCUACGGUGGAAUCGUUGGCCCGAAUCCCCUGAAAGUCGGAAUCGUCCUCACACUCCUCGAAGUGCCAUUUGAAUCCGUUCCAGUCACAUUCGCUAAAGUCAAGGAACCUGAGUAUGAAGCGAUCAACCCCAAUGGACGGCUACCUUCGAUCCAUGACCCAAACACCAACUUGACCAUUUGGGAGAGUGGUGCCAUCAUCGAGUACCUCAUAGAGCGCUAUGACACCAAUGAACCCCGCAAGCUCAGCUUUACACCGGGCAGCGCAGAAGCCGAGCUUGCCCGGUCGUUCCUCCACCUCCAGGCCACUGGUCAAGGGCCGUAUUAUGGACAAGCUUAUUGGUUCAAGAUCUACCACGCGGAGAAGGUCCCUAGUGCAGUGAAACGCUAUGUCGACGAAGUCAAACGCGUGACGGGCGUGCUUGACAAGUGGUUGGGCAAGCAGAAGGAGGGAAACGACAAGAACCUUGGGGAUGGUCCUUGGCUUGUCGGCAACAAAAUGUCGUACGCUGAUGUAGCGUUCAUUCCUUGGCAAAAGGGGGCCCGCGCAGCACUGGGUGAUGGAGAGUUCGACGCUGAUGAGUUCCCAAAUGAGAAGGAAUGGUUUGCGCGCAUGAUCUCAAAGGAGCCCAUCAAAGCUGUUCUUGAUUCUUCGGCUGAGCAGAUGGCCAGUAUGUCGAAACACUGA